This is a messenger RNA of Gaeumannomyces tritici R3-111a-1, 9721 nucleotides long. RefSeq lists its product as hypothetical. The coding region runs from base 1 to 9450 and encodes 3149 amino acids. The record is from RefSeq and is a predicted model, not a curated record. The transcript has 5 exons. Lineage: Eukaryota; Fungi; Ascomycota; Sordariomycetes; Magnaporthales; Magnaporthaceae.
AUGGCUCUGCGUGCCGUCUUCAACCACCUCGUCCUUCCCCCAAGAGUGCCUGGUGGACCGGACGAGGACGAGGAGAACGUCUCGCACGAAGUGCUCGCUCGGCUGAGCAGUACCUGCUACAAUACAUUCUCGAAUACGGAAUCCUCUUGGUCUGCCGCCUUUCGGGGGCUUCAGGCCUCGCUCUCUGCUUGUGAGGUGUUGCACCAGUCUGGGGGCCUCGAUCGGACGGCCCUGCUGGCACAUUUCAAGCAACUCAAGCCCGGCCACAUCCUGGUGCUUCACAUCAUCCCCCAGAAUGCGGCCCUUCUGGUCUGGGCUGAGAUUGACGACAACGGAGACGAGGCAAUUGUCAUUGAGGCCUUCGAGGCCUCGCCGACUACCACGGCUGUUCUCGCCACCCCAAGAGUCCUCGAGUGGUCCUUUCCUGGGCGUUCGUGCCGAAUUUCCCCUGGUGAUUUCCACGACCCAAACUUCCAGCAGUGCCUGGCCAACUUCCUCGAACAGGCCAGCUCGGAGUCGCUCCACACCCUCAAGGCACAUGUAACCAAAGCCGGCAAAUCCGUCGCCGAGGAGCGCGACACACCCAGUCCUGCACUCGUCACAGAGAUGCUGAUGUCCAUCUUUGAGGCCGUCGGCAAACCCAGGCAGCCGCCGCGGCUGAUGUGGAAGCACGUGCGGGACGACGUCAACAUGCAGGAUUCUAACCAGCCUUGGCGGCGACUGCCUUUCUGGCUUGUCCUCCGUGUCGCGGCCAGGCGCCAGCUGGCACUGAUACUUGGAGAGACCAAGGGCCGCUUUGCCUACAAGUGCCUCAUGGCCGUCAUGUUUGCUCAGCUCCUGAAGGACUCGGCUGGAUCGCUCCCACCCGACCUUGCCAUUACCCUCCGAGCAAAGCUAUGUCGGCGUAUGGCUAAGCUGGAGAUGGAUUUGAAGCAAAUGGAAUCAUCGGGCAUCGAUGCCUGCAAAGCCCACUUUGAUGCAACACGCCAUCUUGUCCGAGCUUCUGUUGAGCACGCCACCGACCAAGUCGUGAGAGCUUGGGCCUUUUUCAAGCACAAGACAAAACUCGUCACUCCACGACUCCCCGAAUAUGCAGACAGUAGCUCUCUUCAGCUCUCUCUGCCCAACAGCGGGGCGUAUCUGGACCGCCUGCUGGUCUUUCAGGCCCCACCUCGAGCUGCUGCUCCAUCGCUCGACCUUCCUCGCCCACUCGACGCAACCAUCCAGCGAUCUCAGGACUUCACCAACAAGGUUUUUAACAUCGCCGCACUCGAGAGUGGCCAGGAGGUGCCAGGCAUAUCCAGUUUGAGUAAUGAAGCGCGGUGCCUGCGUCUUGGUGAGCGCAUCACGAAGCUCUUCGCAGAUACGCAUGACUUGUCUUCGGGAGAUCCCGCUCAGCAGAGCUCUAGGACAUUGGCCAUCUUUUGCCUAUGGACCCAGCUGGACAAAGCUGCAGUCGAGGCGUGCCCACUGCUCAAGGACUAUGCUCCAGUCUUUAAGCCCGAGAUGCUCGACGUCCUCCAGCUGCCCAACAUGCGCGAAAUGCGCCGCCUACAGGACGUGCAGGCCUACUUGAAUAGUCGACGCUCGGAAGCUCGACACGGCAACAUCUUUCAGGUUGUCGAUAUGGAGUCUUUCGCGGUUCGUUACACAUCACAGUCGACUGGAGCGCGGGCCCAUGGUGUUCACGUCCAGUCCCUUUCCGACCAGAAAAAGCGAGCGAAGAAGCUGGAGUGGAUCAAUGUGUGCCGCGAAUACGACGAGCAUACUUCGCAGUUCUCCAAUGGCACGUGUCGGUGCUCGUAUGUGAACGGGGAGCGAGACAUCCGAGGGUGCAAGAGGUGCUAUCACAACCGCGUUCGGAAUCGCCUCAGCCUCCAAGUGUUCGAGCAGUUUCUCCCCGAGCUCGAGCCGGCCCGCUCGACAGUUCUGUUUGAGCUGGUCAUCCCAGCCCACCUCGCCAUAUACCGGGACAUGACAUGGAAAAUCGCCAGCAUGCUUGCGCACCCUAGCAGGCCUAAGCAGGAUCCGUUCAAAACGACAACGAAGCUUCUCGAGCACACGCCGCUGUGGGAGCACACGGCUCAGCGGAAGCAAAUAAUCACGCUUGCGUCCCCAAUCAAGUGCUUCGUUGACACGCACUACAAGUUCGUGUCCGGCAAAAUGGCCUUGGAGGCUGUGGUUGUCCCCCUGGGCGCCAGAUUCCAACUCUACGACCAAGUCUCCAAGAUCUGGGUCAGCGACCUCACCGAGGAGCUGACGCUACAGCACCUCUGCGGCAUCCAAGUCCCCCUAGCGCUGCGUUCCACAGUGUUGCCCGCAGUUCUUCACCCGCCACCCCACGUUGACGGGCCUUCCUCGUACGAAGUCCAGGCAAACAAGAGCGUAUGUCCGCCCGACGUGUCCAGCCACGAGUUUUCUGCGCACCAAGAAUUGCUCUCCGGCACGAUCCGCCGCUGGGCCCAGGUGCUGGUGCAGCUCGGCUCGUCCAGCCUCAACUUCAGCAGUGAGGAGACAACAAGGCUCAUUUCUCAGCUGGCCACCCAGGCCGGUCCGCGACUGGACAAUGACAUCCUGCGGAAGGUCCAUGCGUGCUUUAGGGAGCCCGGAUUUGUCGAGAGGCUGGCAAGGGGCAUAGAGAAGCGAAUCAAAAGCAUCCUGACGAACUGGAGGGAGCACCAGUGCAUGGAUAUGCUCAUCACGCUGGCGUUGCGCAUCUACCAACUGGCCCCAGAUGAUACCGGUCGUCGCCGUGCGCAGGAUCUUCUCGAGAUGACGAGGGAAGCUCUCCUUGGCUGGACGGUACAGAUUUCCGGGAUUAAAAUCCCAAGCGCGCAGUCCAGCGCAACCACGGACGGGGACACAGCACAGCGGGCGUCAGGGUAUUGCUUGUGGGCGAGCCUUCUAUGCCGUCGCACUUUUGACGUAUACGCAGACCUGGCAGCCGACGGGGAUUUCGUCUUGGAGCCGGAACAUCUGGCGUCCUGGAUUCAGGCAUCUGUGGCCCUGCAGGAGAGCAUAAUGGUUGAUAUUGAUGAGCUCCCCGUCAUGGAAAAGCAUGCGCUUAUACGUGAUUCCAAAGCCGCAUACUACCUCGCCCCUCUUCUCCGACGAUCCGUCGUGGCUCAUCCUGCUGCCGUUGGCCGGGGCAUCGAUGCCAGUUGGUCAGGAAGGCUAGGGGCAGAUGAGGCUCCGUCUGACGACAAUAUCAUUUCUUCGUGGAAGAUACUUGCCUCUCACGACCGCUGGGCUGUCGGCUGCACGGUUGCGCAAGAAGCUGGUAGAAGUCGCAGCCAAGCUGUUCAUUGCAACUUCAUCGAGGGCCACCUGUUGGUCGACGGCAAGGCUCGUGGAAAACUGCCCCUGGAGAUCCGCAACAGCCCAGAUGUCAAAGCUUUGUUCGACAGCCAAAGCCUCCUGACGCAUUCUUCGGCAAUGCAUAGAAUGACGCACCGACUAGCAAAUCUCGUUCACAAUCAGGAGGUGCAUUUCGGCCUCGACCAGUCAAAAAACGCCGUCAUUCAGACAUGGUCAAAAACACAUGGCCACUUUCAGUUCAUCCCUUACCGUAUCUUCACUCACCAGAGCAACCCGAAGUCGGCUGCCUUUGACCUCCCCCUGGAGCUGGUGGAAGGCUGCGCACAUUGGCUCAACCUGAAAAGCGGCAGACUCGAAAUCCGACGCAAGGCGGACAUUUGGUUCAACAGGCCGCGUAACUGGGCGCUUGAUGUCACCACGCGGCGAGCUUUUCGUGGCAACGUAACCCUGGUCGACCCUUGGUCCAAGGUUUUUGGCUCGAUCAACGGCAUCCUGGCACACUUUGAGCGACCCGAAGGGUUGACGGUGUACCAGCCAGAGAUAGGGAGACUCAAAGUGGACAUGCGGCGGCUGGAUCUUGCUUUUGGGGUCAAUCAGGCCGGCCGCCUGCAGUGCCAGCAACUUGGUGCUGAGAUCGACCCGGACCAGGAUGCUGGGACGUGGUACGGACUAGCAAGCAAGAUCGUGGUGCGAGACCUGACCACCCAGGAGCGUAGCAUUCUUUUGCCGCUUGGCACACUUAGCGGGAACAGGCACGGGAUGCAUGUGCAAGUUCGCAUGUCCGACAGCAAGACCUACGGCCGCUUUGGGAUUGAUACCGUCCUGGGCAGACUGACGUGUCCCCCGGAGCCGCGGCUGCUCCUCACCAAGGCACUCUGCCAUGGCCUAACAUCCUUCUGCCUCCCCGACCCCCUGACGAAGCGAACUGGGACGGAGGAGGCAUUUGAAAUCCUCAGCUCAGGUACUUCGCAACCAUGGCAACCAAUCAGUCCUGAUCUGAAACCACUUCUUGAGUCCUUUUCGAGCCUGAUCCCCGAGAGGGAGUACUAUCCACCGCAGCUCAAGCGCAUUCAGAGGGUGACGUGGCACGACACGUUAACCACAACAAUUCAGCACGAUGGCUACCGUGCCUUGCUUCGCAACAUGAUCGAGCAGUCCAGUCGACUUAGUGACUUUACUCUGACACCGGUAAUGGAUGCGUCGCGUCUAUCUCAGCAGUUAGAACACCUCGAACUGCGCGGCGAACUACAGCGGCGUUUGUACGAGCGCCUGCCUCUUGACACAAGCGGUGCCAGUGAUGGCAAAGUUGGCUGUGACGGUAUGGUCCGGUAUACGUCACGAGACCGUUCUAUGACCCACCGGGCUACAAAGGUAUUCAGAGCAGCCCGCCUCAUCGUCCGACAAGGCGCAGGGCUACAUAUGGGCAGCAGGCUAGUGCAGAUUCUCGAGUCCUGGGAUCAGAGCAACCCGAUCGGGGGGUUCCAGGCACUGUCCAAGGGCACCUCGACGGGUCUUGACACAUCGCCACUCAUUGACCAGACCGACGGUCCCAUACAGGAGAAAUGGGGACGGUUCGUGCAGUUCUGCCGGGCGGCUGACAUUGAGAAGGAGCAAGGCUCGCUGAUCUUUCGGCUCGGCCUCCUGGCGUUUGGCCCCGUUGACAUGGACGUCGUCCACUCGCUCGCGGCCUUUGCCUGCAUCGACAGGCUGAAGCAGCUGAAGCCGCCAGAGCGCGGCCACUUCACCAACUUCUCCUCUCGGGGCAGGCCUUCCCCUAAGGAGCUCGAGAUCUUGACCAUCUCGGCAUGCUCUACUUGGACAUGUUCGAGGAACCGAAAGGGUACGCCCAGAAUUGUCGACGCGGCCGGCCGUACUGAGAAUGAGCACAACGCUCUCUGCAAGCAGGAGACGGCACAGUUUUGCAAGCACAUCCUGGAGCAGUGGCCUGCGCCGGCUUGGAAGCUUUCGGCCGACGGCUGCGAAGAUUCGGUGUUCGACCGCGAGCUAGCCCUCGAAAAAUUGGCCCCGGAUUGGGAGCGUAGGCGAGACAACGAUGCGCUCUGCAACUUUGCAAAUCAGGCGCAGACAAUUCUCGACUCCCACGAGGGCCCUCGUGAUGCUGCCACGCUGGCCGAAUGGACGAGCGGUGAUUGGAACAGGAACCCAUCCCACCAUGACAUCGUUCCUUCCUCGGCUCAGGGCCUCGUGCUUAAGCCAGGCCCCGUGCUUACGAAGGCACCAUCUCGGGCAAUGCCAGUCAGCCAGAGCGCUGCUCCACAGCAAAUUUUCGAGCUUAAGCGCACCACCAGUCCUCCUCGUACCGCUACCGAAGCGACAGAACUUCGCCAAAUUCUGAACAACUUCACAUCUACCAGCAACAAGCUGCGUCAGCGCUACGGCAAUGACCUUCUCCGAAGCCUCGAAGCCCUUGACGCGGGCGUGGGCCAAGCGCCUCGCGCUUCCCACCAGGGGCUCAUCGCACCAACCCCUGAAGAUAUUGGCCAGUGCGUCGAGCAAAGCCGUCAUCUGGUGGCGCGUCAUCUGGGAGAGAUUGCCGACGCCUUCGCUGCCGACGAUGCUCGUUCGGUCUGGCUUCAGCUGGGAGCCCUAUGGCCCUGCACUCGAGCGGCUGUUCUCGCGCUUCUGCGGUCAUCGUCAUGUCUGCACACAGGCGACUGCGAUCCAGCCAUGAAGAAGGCACUCGUGCAGUACGGGCUCGAGUUGACGUCCCUGCAGCGAUUCGGGCGCAUGCAACGCGCGCUCCAACGAAAGAACACUCCCGCUCUCGCGGAUGAACUGGACAACCCUGGCCAUCAAUCCUGGUCCCCUCACCACGAGUUCCCCGAUUGGCUUCUGCUCGAGAUCGAUGGGGACCUUCUCAUCCGGCCUGACCAGGUCGAUGUCGCCCGGGCCAUCAUCGCGCCGGCCUCCGGUCAGAACAGCGUUCUCCAGAUGAACAUGGGGAAGGGAAAGACUUCGGUCAUCAUGCCUAUGGUCGUAACAGCCCUUGCCGAUGGACAGACCCUCGCACGUCUCAUUGUCCCCAAAGCGCUCCUCAUGGCCACGGCACAGGUCGCCCAGGCCCGACUUGGAGGCCUUGUUGGCCGUACGAUUCGGCACAUUCCGUUCUCGCGCAGAACAAAGGUCACGCCCGAGCUGCUGAAAAUGUAUUCCAAACUGCACGUUGACACCCGUGAGGCGCGCGGGCUUAUCCUAACCAGCCAUGAACACCUCCUCUCGUUCAAGCUGGGCGGAUGGCAGCACUUGGCAGAUGGAAAAACGGACCUUUCAGCGCAAAUGCUAAAAUUCCAACUCUGGCUCGAGCGCCAUUCCCGCGACGUGCUCGAUGAGUGCGAUUUUACCCUUUCGGUCAAGACGCAACUCAACUACCCAGGUGGCAACCAGGCCGCUGUCGACGGCCAGCCGUUUCGAUGGCAAGUAGCCGAGGCGCUUUUAGCUUUGGUGGCUGAUCAUGUACCGACACUACGCCGGGAACACCCCCUUGGCAUGGCUGUUCUGGAGCGCCCGGGAUCAUUCCCAAUGGUGCGAUUCUUGAGGCGCGAGGCCGAAGAGGCCACCGUGAAGCUUAUUAUCGACGCUAUCUGCGGUGGCCGCUGUGCAUACAUACGGCCAACCGACUCGGCUUUGGCGUCGCCUCAAGGCCCACAGAUCACGAGCAUUCAUCGGCUAUUCACGGAGGCGGCGUCCGAUCCCGACGUAUUCGCGCAGGCCGUCAGUGCGUUUGCAGACCAGCAGGCCAGCGCUCAGUGCCUAUUGGUGAUACGUGGUCUUCUUAUCAACAAGAUCCUCGUAACCUGCCUGGGAAAGCGUUGGAACGUUCAGUACGGACUGCACCCACGGCGCGACCCUUUGGCGGUUCCAUUCGAGGCCAAGGGCACCCCGUCGGAACAUGCCGAGUUUGGCCACCCAGAUGUUGCCAUCGUGCUCACCUGUUUGGCCUUUUAUCACCAGGGGCUGACGCAGCAACAAUUCCUCCAGGGUCUGCAGCAACUCCUCCAAUCUGCUGAUCCCUCACAGCAGUAUGAGGCGUGGACGGUGGGCUGCCACCAUAAACUGCCAGAAACUCUGCGGCACUGGAACGUGAUUAGCGUGGAGGACAGCGCCCAGGUGGAAGAGCUAUGGGAGCACUUGAAGUACAAUCUCGUUGUUAUCAACCACUACCUCGACCACUUCGUUUUCCCUUCGCAUGCCAAGCAAUUCGACGUCAAAUUGCAGGCAUCUGGCUGGGAUAUUCCUCUCUUUCCUGCGGCUAUUCCCGGGGCUCGCACAACAGGCUUCAGUGGAACAAACGACAAUCGCACGAUGCUGCCUUUGACGAUUCAACAGGACGACCUGCCCAGCCUCCAGCAGACGAGCGCCGAGGUACUCACGUACUUUUUGCAGCCACGCAACCGGAACUACCACGUGACUGUCGAUGAUAUUUUCAAGACACGACUGUCCGAGAAAGGUCUGCUAAGGAAGCUCAAGGCAUCGAACAUCAAGAUCCUUAUAGAUGCCGGUGCUUACAUCCUAGAGAUGGGCAAUAAGAUGCUGGUCAAGGAGUGGCUAGGGAUAGACAACGAAGCCGUGGCAGCUGUCUACUUUGGAGAGGACGCCCGCGCUUGGGUGCAUCGUAAGGGAGAAGGCAAGGAGGACGUACCGCUGUUGGCAAGCCAGUUCGCCAACAAUCUCGACAACUGCCUUGUUUACUUUGACGAGGCGCACACCCGAGGGGUGGAUCUCAAACUACCCAUGAACACUCGCGGCGCGCUGACUCUUGCGCUCAAGCAGUCCAAGGACUUUACAAUGCAAGCCGCCAUGCGCCUCCGCCAGCUGGGCACGACCCAGUCCAUCGAGUUUUUCGCCCCGCCCGACGUGGACCGGAGCAUCCGCGACCACUUGUCAAGCAACGGGAAAGACGUUAAGAUCGACUCGGCCCACGUCAUAGCUUGGCUUCUCGAGCAGACCUGUUGUGGGCAUGAGGAUCUCCAGAGCCUAUACGUGUCACAGGGCGACGACUUUUGCCGCCGUGCAGAGGCCGCAUGUAGCUACCAUCGUGACUCGGCUAGAAAUCCACGGCAGCAACGCAGCAAUGUUCUUGCGGUCAUGCAAAAGCCUGAGCGGCAGACCCUCGAGCAGCUGUACGGUGGAGCAGGACUGGGCGAGUCGAGUUCCGUAUCUUUCGCCGCGAUGGAUCUGGAUCCUCGCCUGAAAAAGAUCAUGAGCGAGCUUAGGCAAUACGAUGUGGACUGCCACGGCGGCACUGAUCUGGACGCGCUACAAGAGGUAGAACAAGAGAGAGAGAUCCAAGUCCAGGUUGAACAGGUGCGCCAGGUGCAAAAGCGUCUCCGUCAUACGCCUCUCAACUUUCCCCGACUUCAUCCCGAUAUCGAGCAGUUUGUCCGCACAGGGCUCCUGUCACCGCACGCGCUGGCCCCAGGCUUUGAGCAAGCGCUUGCCUAUGUCGGCAGAACACAGGUGGGCAAGCGGUUCGGCGUGCGAGAGACGGGAUCGAGCCUCUUCGUCUCGGCCGAAUUUGGCAGGACCGUUAAGUUUGGGCACGGUGCCGAAACAACCAACGUGGCAGACAACUUCCUAAGACCUGUUCAGUGGAUCCUCUGGAGCCCAUCUGCUGAGACUGCACUUAUAGUCAUCGCUGAGGAGAUCGAGAUCAUCAUCCCCAUGCUCCGCCUUGCGUCUGUGACUGGAACGCAGAAGGUGCACAUGGUCGCCUAUUCAGCGCCGACCACCAAGGCCAUGCUGCCAUUCAACUCAUACAACUACUACAACUUCCCACGGCUGCCGACCGACCUCGACUUUCCCCCGUGGUUCCGGUUCGAGGUGGGCAUCGUCGCGGGCAGGCUGUACGUCGGCGCGGACGAGUGGGGCCCCUUGAAGGACCUCGUCUGGCCAAAAGAUUCGGAGCUCAUUGCCGGCUCCUACGACGGCGUGCAGACCGCAGGUGGCGACAGGUUAGGAAUAUGCGCAGACGAUCUCGCCGGCUUCCUUCGCGCGUGGCUUGCGGUCCGCCAUCCAACGCAGGAUAUACUGCACACACCCAUGGGAUACAUCUGCAUGGGACGGUCCCUGGAACAGUCGCCGUUCCGAUUGGUGGAUGCUGGAUUGGGGUAAUGAGGGGGGACGUUUUGUUCGGUGUGGAGGCAUAUCGUCCUAAGACGACGGAGGAAUGUUUUAUUUACUGAGGUGGAACCAUUGUGGAAUUACUGGGACUGGGCGUAGAGUGAUUUUGGCUCGUAGUUUUUUAAAACGUGUUGUGUUUUUUUAAGUAGCAGAAUGCAUCCAUGCAAGACGGAGGAGACCCUAUCCUUGUAUUCACGGCGAAUGCAUGUUUGGUAGUUGAAUACCUACCUACCUAUUUGUCUACCCAUGCGUUAGAAACCUU